Messenger RNA from Acanthoscelides obtectus, 5617 nucleotides. NCBI's taxonomy places the organism in Eukaryota, Metazoa, Arthropoda, Insecta, Coleoptera, Chrysomelidae. The record is from the annotation of a GenBank genome assembly.
GCUAGUACAGAUGGCCGCCUUUCGGGCGGUAGUUCAACUAGACUGAAGAUAUAGAGCUGGACUGCAACACAUUUUCUGCAAUCGAUCGACCUGGAAAUAGAACAAUCAUAAUAAUGUUUACCCGUAUUUAGCAUUCCGUAUGACUUUAUUCUUUGCUGUACUCUACCACACCACCUUGACUUUUUUGACAUCUGGGUGAUCGAUAAAAACAUUUGUUUUGCUUAACUUUUUUAUAAGAAUAGCAAAUCGCACAAAAUAAAUACCAGUCAUACAAGCACUACAAGUUACAUACAUUAUAUUAUGGGUUAAAUGUAGUGGUUUGCAGUUUAAAUACAUGAAUUAAAAUGUUAGGAAGCUGGUCAGCAAAACAUAUUUUUGCAUUUUGCUUAUUGGAAUUUAUUAACAAGAUCCAGCUAACAAUUCAUAACAGCGAUCAUGGUUUGGUCAAUACAAAUAUGCGAUUCUUUGAUGAGAACUUAUCACAUAUUCAGGAGGAAAUAUCUUCAAUAAUGAGUGAUUUGCCAUUAAAGUUUCAGUUGAGAUUUGAACCACCUUAUUUAGAUUUUAAGCAAAGGACACUGGGUCUUCCCCAUAUGGAAAAAGUUAUUUUACGCAACAUGAAUAAGAACAAAAGCAUUUAUAUGACAUCUAUAUCAGGAAGUAGUGUUCAUUUCCACAGCUCAUUCUUUGAAGACAAAAAAAUAUCGCCUAAUGGGACUACAUCAUUCAAUGUAGUAUUUCUUGGCAGAGAAGAAGGGCAUGUAGAAAGCAACCUGUUCAUACACACUUCAGAAGGAUUUUUGAAGUAUAAUGUCAGAGGUACAAGUACUUUCAAUCAUUAUAGAAUAAAGCCUCUAACUGGGAUUAAAAUGAAGAUGAACACGCCUUUUUCACCCCUUAUUUAUCUGCACAAUCCAUUUUCUGAACCUAUUCAGAUCGUUGAAAUAUAUAGCAGUGGUGGUGGAUUUCAGUUAGAGUUGCCAUCUGGAGAGCAAAAAGGGCCCAGUGAACUGUGGGAAAUUCUGCCUCAUCAAACAAAGGCUGUCAUUAAAGUUCAGUUUCAAGCUAAAUUGGUACAAAAUCAUACUGGUUACAUAAGGAUCAAAUUGAAUUGCCCUUACAAGACAUUAGUUGUGCCUGUUGAAGUAGAAGUGAUUCCUGAUAAAGAGGUAGGCGUAUUUCAUCCACAAGGUGUAUUAGACUUAGGCGUGGGAGGUAGCAAGGACAUGCCACGUGAGAUUCCGCUUUGUGUGCAAAACCCACACACUCGACACGUGCGGAUCGCCUCCGUUGAAGUACAUCCGAAUGCGGGUGAAGGUCGUGGUAUCAGUGUAAGCUAUAAAAACAUCAGCUUACCUCCACGGAUGACGAAUGACCAUGACAAAGGCGUACAUAGGAAUAAGUGUGUUGACAUAGCGACAGUUAGGGUGGAUUGGAGAGCUGCUUACCAAACCAAAGACUUUUCUGGAAAAAUAGUAAUAAAAUAUCCAAGUGGAAAAAAUUCAUCUGAGAUACCAUACUACGUAUCAGUUCUAAAAGGAGGAUUAAGUUUCAACCAAACAACUACUUCAUAUUUCAUGAACAAAGCGAUAGAUUUUUCUGAGAGGACUUUCAGGGCUAAAAAUGAAUAUGAGUUUCCUCUCAAAAUAACAAAUGUCGUCUUUCCACCAGUGGCACACAAGUAUUUCAAGAUUGAUAUAUUGACACCGAAGGUCUUGGAUUUAGGAGAGGAAGCAGAUCUGUUUAGGCUGCAGCUGAAACCUACUACUAACCUCACCGAUAUUCAGCUACACUCGGCUAUUACUUUAGAAACGGAUGUUUCAGAUGUUGCAGUAUCUUUGUUGAGCUACAAUGGUAAAGUGAAAAUUCAUUUGCCAUUUAGCUCUAAGGAUGAUGUUCUAAAUGUUGGACUGUUAAGCUACAAUGCGACGAAAGAAGUAUAUUUUUCAAUCUUCAACCCGAAUCCUGUACCUAUAGACCUGAAGAAAAUUAGAUCUGCAACGUCAGGUGCUUCCGCUGAUAUUUACGGAUGUGGUUCAGAUGAUUACAGAUUGGUUUUGUUCCAGCCGUCUUUUCCUAACAUCUUCAAAUGUAAUAAUAUCAAGCCUAAUCACUACGCUCUUGUAAAAGUAACACUGAAUGCAACAAAUGCGGAGGGUAAAAUGUGGGGAAGUAUCUUCAUCGAAACUCAGUUUGAGCUGUUGUCAAUUCCAGUAAUUUUUAAAGUUGCACAUGGAAAGUUGGAUGUUGGUCCAGACCUCAUUUUUGACCAGUGCUUUCCAGCAAAGAUUUGUACACAUCCCUUACAUGUGCAUUCGACGUUCAGUGAAUCAAUGGUGAUCGAGGAUAUACUUACCUUACCUAGUGACAAAAGGGUCACAAGCAGACACACGGGUCAUAUAUUGGGGAAGUCAUCAAAGACUAUUGGGCAUCUAUUUUUGAAUCCUGAUUCAGAUUGUCAGCCGAAUUGUUACACGGGCCUGCCAGCAAAUAUGUCAACCCAGUGGUUGAAAACAUUCUCACUUCCAAGGCUUGUUGCAGAAUAUGACAGCAAGUUGUUGAAUUUAUUGUACACAAGAUACUCGAAACUCACUUCUAGUGGAAUGCAAAAAUGGCAUAACUUGACGUUGAGGCUUGACACCUCAGAAAUUAAAGGCCACAUAUUCAAAACUAGAAUCCAAAUGAUUUGGCCAACUUUAUUUUUGACACAGCAAAACAAACAUAAUAGAACCGUAAGUCUGCCUUUGACACAGUUGGGGAAUUCGUCUUAUCAAAAUAUUACUCUGCACAACCCAGCGAGUCACAGUGUGAUGAUACAGAUAGUUUUGGAUAGAUAUUAUCCAGAAUAUGAGAUUAUAUCCAAAACGUUACCUUCAAAAUUGAUACCAUUCCCGCCUGAACAAACUUCUACCAAUUUCUUCUUCCACAAUGAUACUAGGCAUAUCCGAUACUAUUCUGUUUUUGACGAUCUAGCCAUAAAAGUUUGUCCAACAUGUAUUGCUCUUUUAUUACCUCCUGGUCAGAGUCAAACAAUUCAGGUUGGAUUCCACGCCACAGAUCUGAACAUACAUUCAGCGCUUCUAUUUUUGAGAAAUAAUCUAACGAUCUUGGAAGCUAUCAAACUUACAGCUCAAAGUGCGUUACCCUCUUUCAAAUUCGGUAAUCGCAAACCGGGCUCAGUUCAACCGUUAUCGUUUGAUAUGACUGAUAAACAUAUGAAAGACUGUGAAAAGGAAAAAGAUACAUCACCUAACUUGACUGUUAAGAGAACAUUUACGGCUAGAAAUACAGGAGAAUUGCCCGUUUAUGUGCACAGUUUCCAUAUAAAUGAUCUCGAAUGCGAAGGAUAUGGUUUCAGGGUAAUAGAAUGUGAGCCAUUCGUUCUGCCUCCAAAUGGAACAAAGAAAAUCGACAUAGCUUUCACCCCUGAUUUAACGUUGACAAAAGUAUUCAGAACACUGAUUCUAGAAACCAGUCUCAAUAUACAAGUGAAUUACACGUUACAUACAACAAUUCCAUUGGCAUAUUUAGAUAUGUGCAUAAAGGCCAUCAAAGGUCCAUCUUGGGAGAGUAAGCUCAGCUAUAUAGCAAGCAAUAUAAUGUAUUUCGUUUUUAUAUUAUGUAUUUGCUUGGCCAUGAUCGAUGCGAAGAGAACGAAAAAAAUUGCUAUCACUUCAUUUGCUUUGCCCAACGGAUCAACUGUACAAUCUGUUUUGGAUUUAAGAUUGGUUGGGCAGCAAGUCAGAGAGGAAAUACAGUCGCCGAAAGUUGAUCGUACGACAAAUGAAGAAAAAAAUGAUUUAGGGAGUGAAUCUCAACGGACCAAAGAAGACGAUGAAAUUAUUGAUAAGACGCCUUGUCAGAAGCAGACGACUUUAGUUUUUGCAACAGGAAAAACCAAAAAGAAGUUGAAAAAGAGGCGCAACAAAGAGCAUACAGACGAGCCGAAUGAGGAGGUAACGGACAAGACUUUUAAGACUGAUGAAACUACUACAGAUACCAAAGAAGAAAGAGUGGAAAGAGCAGAGGAAGAAGAAUACAGUUUGCAAAGGCAUGGAGAAAUCAAGAAAUCGUUUACUCCUAAAAGAAAAAGUGCCAGAAACAACGUCCAAGUUUACGAUGAAGAAUAUGAAUCAGGCACUAGUGAUUCUGGCAGUAAUGGCGAGGAAACUGAAAAACAGAGGAAGACCUGUUCAAAGUUACGAUUUAAAUCGAAGGUUGAGAAACGUGAAACUAGCGAUGAUGAAAACGAGGACAAUGAUAGGUAUGAAGUACAGAAGCAUGUUCCAUCAACUGAGAUAACUUCAGUACGCAGAAUGAAAAAAUAUCCUCAAAAACAGUUGGAGAAUGUCAAAAAGGAUUUAAACUUUUCAACGAAUUCAACAUCACACAGCCAAAAGCAAGCUAAGAACGUCAAAGUUAAGGACAGAUGUAUUAAAGAACGCAAGGAGAAAGUGAAAUUCACCAGUAAAGUAACGGAAAAAAUCAAACACGUUGAAAAGUUGAAACAAAACGACUCGACUGCUGCUGAGAAAAGCAGGAGUACCAGCAACUUCAGCUUGCCAGUGUGGACGGACGGUAAACCAAAGUUAGGAUAUGUGGUAGGCCAGACAGAACCCAGUAAAAUUCCUUCUAUGUCCUCAGCUUUUGGUACCAGUAAAACUCACAACAAACAGAAACCUACGGUGUUUGUUGAGCCAUACAAACAAACAUUUACAGACCUAGGGCCAAUUGGCUCGAGACGCGUCGAUCAAAAUCGUGAUGAUAACCAAGACUUUCGCCCAGUGAGACCAACUAACUUAGAAACGCCCAAUGAAGCUGACAGUUUCAGUAACAUGCGAAUGGUAGGUGAUCUUAUCGGUCAGAGACAGUUACAGACAAAUAAGUUUCGAAAUGAAGGUAGAGUGGUCGGAGAGGCCCAAAGGCGAGAGGUUCCAAAGAGCGUAGAUCUUGACGAGUUGUACAGCUGGCAAAACUUAGAGUAUGGGAGACUGUUGGAUGAAGUCAAGCAGGAGAGACAACUGAAGUCAAGUGGCAGUGGUGAUAGCAGAUGGCCAACAGAAAAUGUUGGACAAAUACCAGCUUACAACAAUGCUACUGAUGUUGCCAUGCCUGACACAAACAUUAGAGCCAACUUUGUGGGAGAAUUGGAAACUACCUGGGAUCAUCAGAGUUAUUCAAAUACUAUGAUGGAGCCUAUUGAAAGUACCAAAUCGACUUUAGAAGAUCUUUGGAAACAGAAUCUGCUUGAUUCAAGUUCAUACUGGGCGAAUUCAACUCAUUUAUCAAACGAUAGUCCGCUAACGCCUGAUUAUUCAACAACCAACCCUUCGUCGGGUUAUUUGUGGGGCUCAUCUUCUGUGUGGCAACCAUGGACGCCUUAUACAACGCCAACUAGGUCGCCGCCAGGCUUCGAUAAUGUUCAACAACGAGGAAAUAGAGACGAGGACAAACAGCAGCAGGAUAGCAUUAAUCCUUUCGACAUACCAAACUCAUGGACCCAGAAACAAAAUAGUCCGUGGGACUACCCACAGGAACAAUGAUUUAUAAAAGCUUAUGCACCUAAUGUAUACCCUAUGAUGGUUUCCUAAAUAAAUGUUGUGAAGCAGGCAUAAAA